Messenger RNA from Salarias fasciatus (jewelled blenny), 1636 nucleotides. It is a transcript of the gene mkrn2, whose product is annotated as makorin, ring finger protein, 2. Gene Ontology annotation, molecular function: metal ion binding; ubiquitin protein ligase activity. Bases 291 to 1502 code for a protein of 403 amino acids. The record is from RefSeq and is a predicted model, not a curated record. Gene Ontology annotation, biological process: protein polyubiquitination. NCBI's taxonomy places the organism in Eukaryota, Metazoa, Chordata, Actinopteri, Blenniiformes, Blenniidae. The transcript has 11 exons.
CCCUGCGGGGUGCCACUCACAAAGCAUCAUCCAGAUCUGGUGUGGAGUUUCAAAAUAAGAGUCCUCUGAAACCGCAGAUGGCCUUUGUCCCGUGGCAGACUGGACUGAGACAGACUGGACUGAGACAGACUGCUGAGGAGAUCCGUCCCACGGGGUGUUGAUCAGUUCCGGUUCUUCUGAUUGGUCGUCGGGAGGAACGUUAGCGCUGGCGGGUGUUCCCGGUCGGAGCAGUCAGGAUGGGGCACCGCGGAGUCCGCUUCACGCUUUCAGAGUGAAGCUCCUCGAAGACGAUGAGCACCAAACACGUGACGUGCAGGUACUUCCUUCACGGAGUGUGCCGGGAAGGCGGCCGCUGCCUGUUCUCUCACGACCCCAGCAGCAGCCGACCCUCCACCAUCUGCAAGUUCUACCAGCGAGGAGCCUGCGCCUACGGAGAGCGCUGCAGGUAUGACCACAUCAAGCCAUCAGUCCGAGGAGGAGGAGGAGGAGGAGGAGGAGCUGUAGAGGACCCACCAGAAGUGGGCGGAGCUGGAGGCCGUGGAAGGGGCGGGUCCAAGAAGACACUGGUUCUGAGAGACAGAGCUGUGGGGGCAGACGGAGUGUGUGGGGGCGGAGCAGACAGGUGGAGGUUGGAGGCGGCGGCGGCUCCCGGAGCGGCUCCUCAGUCGUAUGUCGACGCCAUCAGGGCGGGGCUGGAGGCGGAGCUCCCAGAAGGAGGCGGAGCUUCCCAGCGCGGCCCCGCCCUCUGCCCGUACGCCGCCGCCGGACGCUGCUACUUCGACGACAGCUGCCCGUAUCUCCAUGGCGACCUGUGUGAGGUGUGCUGCCUCCAGGUGCUGCACCCCCACGACCCCGAGCAGAGGAGGGCGCACGAGAAGGUGUGUCUCCUGGCCUUCGAAGCGGACAUGGAGAAGGCGUUUGCAGCUCAGCUCAGUCAAGAUAAGGUGUGCUCCAUCUGCAUGGAGGUGGUGGUGCAGAAAGCCAGCCAAUCAGAGCGCCGCUUCGGCAUCCUGUCCUCCUGCUGCCACACCUUCUGUCUGUCCUGCAUCAAGCAGUGGCGUUGCACCCGCAACUUCUGCAACAAGAUCAUCAAGUCCUGUCCAGAGUGUCGGGUCGUCUCGGAGUUCGUCAUUCCGUCAGUGCACUGGGUGGAGGACCAGGACGAGAAGGACCACCUCAUAGAGCUCUUCAAGUCCGGGGUCAGUAAGAAGGCCUGUAAGUACUUCCUCCAGGGCCGCGGCUCGUGUCCGUUUGGAGGAAACUGUUUGUAUCUUCACGCUUUUCCCGACGGCAGCCGAGCCGAAGCAGAGCGGCCGCGCAAACAGCUGAGCUCCGCAGGAAGUGUCCGGUUCAUGAACAGCGUCCGUCUCUGGGACUUCAUCGAGGAGCGCGAGCAGCGCUCGGCCCCGCCCCUCCAUGAUGACAUCACCGAGCUGAGGGAGGUGUUUAUGCAGAUGUCGGGACCGAGUCGGGACGAGUCUCCGCCCCCUGAAGACCAGUAGUCACCAUGGCGACCGGCCGACAGUCACGACCAAAUGUCACGGAAGGACUUUUUAUUUAUGAAUCUAAAGCGGCGUCCGCCUGUGAGCGUCCGCCUGUCCCACUCCGCCUGUUCAAUAAAGGAUCUGAGGACAUC